Cuscuta europaea is the source of this 1416-nucleotide messenger RNA. The record is from the annotation of a GenBank genome assembly. NCBI's taxonomy places the organism in Eukaryota, Viridiplantae, Streptophyta, Magnoliopsida, Solanales, Convolvulaceae.
CCCCUUUGCACCUCAUUUUAGCGAUGAUCACAGAACCAGUAAUCUAGUUGCUUCUCAGCAAUCUGAAAUAGACAGUGACAAAAUGAAGAAAAUACCAUUGUUGUUGAUGGGCUGCGGUGGCGUUGGUUGCCAGCUCCUCCAUCACAUUGUUUCCUGUAGACCCCUUCACGCCAAAUUGGGAGUGCGUUUGCGGGUUGUGGGAGUGUGCGAUAGCAAGUCAUUAGUGGUUGCCGAUGAUGUUUUUACUGCGGAGUUGGAUGAUUCUUUAUUAUUGGAAAUUUGCCAGGCCAAGUCAAGCGGGCAUUCUUUGCAUACACUUGAUUCAGGUCCAUGCUCAACAUUUUCAAGUACAGAUGCAAUAAGAAAAGUCAUCUACAUUGGAGGUCUUCUUGGAAGAUCAACAGGUUUGGCAGUUGUUGAUUGCUCAGCAAGUCCUGAGACUGUUGGAAUUCUAAGUAAAGUAGCGGAUUUUGGAUGUUGUGUAGUGCUGGCUAAUAAAAAGCCACUCACUGCAUCCAUGGAAGAUUAUGACAAGUUGGUUUUACAACUUCGCCGUCUUCGAUAUGAAUCCACUGUUGGUGCUGGGCUCCCUAUCAUGGCGUCCUUGAGUCGUAUAAUUUCUUCUGGAGAUACUGUAUAUCGUAUUAUUGGGAGUCUAAGCGGUACAUUAGGAUAUGUGAUGAGUGAGGUCGAGGAUGGAAAACUGUUCAGUAAAGUGGUUAAUGUCGCUAAAAGCCUUGGCUACACUGAACCAGAUCCUCGAGAUGAUCUUGGUGGCAUGGAUGUGGCAAGAAAGGCUUUGAUCCUUGCCCGACUCCUUGGACAUCGUAUAAACUUAAACAGCAUGAAGAUUGAAAGCUUGUAUCCUGCACACAUGGGGCCUGGUGUGAUGCCAUUGGAAGAAUUUUUAAACAAUGGUCUUCCCCAGCUUGACAAGGGCAUCCAAGAAAGGAUUGAAAAGGCAUCUUCGAAUGGGAACGUUCUACGUUAUGUAUGCUUGAUUGAUGCCUCUUCUAGAUGUGAAGUUGGCAUCCAAGAAGUUCCAAAAGAUUCUGCAUUAGGGAGACUAAGAGGGAGUGAUAAUGUGUUGGAAAUAUACAGCAGAUGCUAUAAAGAACAACCACUGGUUAUCCAAGGUGCUGGAGCAGGCAAUGAUACUACAGCAGCAGGCGUCCUUGCUGAUAUCCUAGACCUUCAAGAUCUCUUUUCUUGAUCCGCUAAUACUUUGAGAUAUAUGUGGUUGUAUUUAUGAAGUUGAAAUGAUUGAUGUCUUCUUCUCCCUAUUUUCCCUUGAAGGGAACUAUGAACGGUAUUAUGUUGAAUGCUAGAAAUAUUAAGAUAUUGCAUUUUGUUUUGCUCUUCAAUACAGCUGCUUUGCAGUUCUCCAAAUAAAGAAAACUGCAAAUCCUUUAGGCC